UUUGUUGUUAGCUUGUCGUUGCACCGCUCGCUUGUUGUGGAGGGAAGCGGCUAGCUCAGUUAGCUCCCUUUAGCCCUGUGUGUGUUUGAAGGACAGUUUACUGUAGUUAUUUGUUCUUCCAGCAGUUCCCAUCAUGGCGUACCAGCUGUACAGAAACACCACUCUGGGAAACAGCCUGCAGGAGAGUCUGGACGAGCUUAUACAGACUCAGCAGAUUACUCCUCAGCUGGCUCUUCAGGUCCUCCUUCAGUUUGAUAAAGCAAUCAACACAGCGCUCGCCAGUCGAGUUCGCAACAGAGUCAACUUCAGGGGCUCUCUGAACACCUACAGGUUCUGUGACAAUGUGUGGACGUUUGUCCUGAAUGACGUGGAGUUCAGGGAGGUGACAGAUCUUGUGAAGGUCGACAAAGUCAAAAUUGUUGCCUGUGACGGAAAGAGCGAGUCAACCCAGAACAAAAGUGAUAAAUGACUCCAACGCUGCAGAGUGACAACUCUCUGUGUGUGUGUUGCUGUCAGAUGGAGCCACAGAUGGACCUGGACUGUACAUAUAAUUUAUUACAGCAGAGUCACAGCUGAGAAGUGUGUUUGUGUUUGAGAGUGUUGUCUGAGUGUGUGUGUGUGUGUGUGUGUGUGUGUGUGUGUGUGUGUGUGUGUGUGUGUGUGUCAGAGUGGACCAGUCACUGUACCUGCAGCAUUUUUUUUUAUUAUUAGCAGUUUACAGGAGGUUUGUGUUCAGUUUGCUGUUAUUAUUGAGCUGGAUGGUCAUUAAUAAAAACUUUAUUUAAAACACA
Molecule: messenger RNA, 791 nt
Organism: Epinephelus moara (kelp grouper)
Lineage: Eukaryota; Metazoa; Chordata; Actinopteri; Perciformes; Serranidae
Gene: gtf2a2
Product: general transcription factor IIA, 2
Exons: 4
Coding region: 134-469 (111 amino acids)
Biological process (GO): transcription initiation at RNA polymerase II promoter; RNA polymerase II preinitiation complex assembly
Cellular component (GO): transcription factor TFIIA complex
Molecular function (GO): RNA polymerase II general transcription initiation factor activity; TBP-class protein binding
Source: RefSeq, a predicted model, not a curated record